Molecule: messenger RNA, 3717 nt
Organism: Linum tenue
Lineage: Eukaryota; Viridiplantae; Streptophyta; Magnoliopsida; Malpighiales; Linaceae
Source: the annotation of a GenBank genome assembly
GCCGUGUGGCAGGAGCACUACUGCAAAUAUUUGAAUUUGCAAUUUUACUCUCAUCAUCAGUUUUGCUGGCGGCUCUCGGUGUUUCGCCUUCCAAUCGUGGAGCUGUGCAAAUCACAAUAUCACAUACCGAGCAGAACCGACCUGCACUUUAAGCUUGAGUUCAUUUCACUACCUAAUUCGGUCUUUUCCACUCUUCUUAAACCCUAGUCUGUCUCUCUGCUGCGCUCCGUCGUCUUGCCAGAUCGAUUUGCUGUAGUAGUUUCACACGAGUAGUAUAUCGAGAUCAUGGCGAGGAAAAUGCUUAUCGAUGGAGAGCUGAGCCAGACCAACGAGGCCGAGGAGGGUCACUUUGAUUUUGACUUGUUCGUCAUUGGAGCUGGCAGUGGCGGUGUUCGUGCUUCUAGAUUCUCUACUAAUUUUGGAGCUAAGAAGGUUGGCAUAUGUGAGCUUCCAUUUCAUCCUAUCAGCUCUGAAGUGAUUGGAGGAGUUGGUGGAACGUGUGUUAUUCGUGGUUGUGUUCCCAAGAAGAUUUUGGUGUAUGGAGCAUCUUUUGGUGGUGAACUUGAGGAUGCAAGGAACUAUGGAUGGGAACUGAAAGAAAACCUGGACUUCAACUGGAAAAAGCUGUUGAAGAAGAAGACCGAUGAAAUACUCAGAUUGAAUGGAAUUUACAAGCGGUUGUUGUCCAAUGCCGGGGUUAAAUUGUAUGAAGGCGAGGGAAGAGUUGUUGGUCCCAAUGAAGUUGAAGUUACUCAGUUAGAUGGAACUAAAUUGCGCUACUCUGCAAAACAUAUACUGAUAGCCACUGGAAGUAGGGCGCACAGCCCUGCUAUUCCAGGACAGGAGUUGGCUAUAACUUCUGACGAGGCCUUGAGCUUGGAAGAAAUGCCUAAACGUGCUGUAGUGCUUGGAGGAGGGUACAUUGCCGUUGAGUUUGCUUCUAUAUGGCGUGGAAUGGGUGCUUCUGUGGAUCUCUUUUUCAGAAAGGAACUUCCACUGAGAGGUUUUGAUGAUGAAAUGAGAGCAGUGGUUGCAAGAAAUCUUGAGGGGAGAGGAAUCAAUAUGCAUCCAAGAAAAAAUCUCACUGAGUUGAUAAAAACUGAAGAUGGAAUAAAAGUUCGAACAGAUCAUGGAGAAGAAUUGGUCGCAGAUGUGGUACUCUUUGCUACAGGAAGGAUCCCAAAUUCAAAAAGAUUAAAUUUAGAAGCUGUAGGUGUUGAGGUUGACAAGAUGGGAGCUAUCAAGGUCAAUGAGCACUCACAGACAAACAUACCUAGCAUAUGGGCCAUUGGUGAUGUCACAAAUCGAAUGAAUCUUACACCUGUUGCCUUAAUGGAGGGAACAUGUUUUGCAAAAACUGUUUUCGGUGGGGAACCUACUAAACCAGACUACGACCAUAUACCAUGUGCUGUGUUCAGCAUACCACCCCUUUCGGUUGUCGGCCUGAGUGAAGAGCAAGCAAUUGAACAAGCAACUGGCGAUAUAUUAGUAUUCACUUCAAGCUUCAAUCCUAUGAGGAAUACCAUAUCCGGACGACAAGAGAAGACAGUCAUGAAACUUGUUGUCGAUGCUGAUACGGACAAGGUCUUGGGAGCUUCCAUGUGCGGGCCGGAUGCACCUGAAAUUAUGCAGGGCAUUGCUAUUGCGCUCAAGUGUGGAGCGACAAAGGCACAGUUUGACAGCACGGUGGGAAUACACCCUUCUGCUGCUGAAGAGUUCGUCACCAUGCGAUCUGUGAGCAGGCGCGUUGAUGGUGCUAAGAAACCGAAGACAAGUAUGUAAAUACUAAAUAGUAAUACCUAGUAAAAGAAAGGUGAGAGGGGGAGCAUAUCAUUCGUUCGGAAUUUAUCAAUUCAUUCUAUGAAAAGAAACGAUACCCUUGCUUUUGCCAGACCCUCAGGCUCGGGCAGACGUGUUAAAUUAGGUGAGAGAGCACUAGAUGUACUGUAGGCCAUUCUGCUUCUUACUAGAUGCUGUAACUGGUACUAGUAGAGAGUUAGCCGGAACUAUUUGGUCAGUGACGGGAAUGGUCCUUUGUUAGAUGUUAUAGGAAUAAGCGAGAUUAUAACUGGUUUAAUAUUAUGCAGAUGUUGGAACGUACACAAAAUAUGCUUUUGUUCCUUGCAUACGUUGAUACAUGAGAUACUGUAAGAAUUAUUUAUUACAGGCAAACGAGUUGGCUUCUGUAUAUGCUCUCUUUCAGCUACUUCGUCUAAAAAUCGAUACCGGUGGAGAGCAACCUACCUAGGAAACUGUUUUACCGUCACAUACAUCACAAGUUAUAAACCCAAGGCCUUCGCAAUAUGCACACUUAGUGUCUUCGCCUAUCCAUUCCAGAAACUGUGGUUCUAUAUUCGGUUCCCCUGUUCCAUCACAUUCUGCAGCAGAUCAACCGGCGUUCACCACGACAAGUGAGGCACUUUGUAGUCCUCGUCACCUUACUUGCAGUGCGUUCUUUGUUUCUGCCAAUAAGCCGCGAUGGUUCCUCCCACCUAUUCUCACCAAGGAGAAAAACUCGGUGCUUAGAUGCCUCGACUUCCUUGGCACCUUCAUCCUUCACCACUUUCUGGUUGGUUUCUGAUAUUCCAGUCAUGAGACCAACUGCAGUCCCAUUCUCAUCGCCCUGUUAAGAACUUCCAGUCCUCGUCUCCACAUACAGCCUUUCGAGCAAUUCCGCACUCAUUAUUCCAUCUUCUGGAGCACCUAAUGUUGCUUGCCAAGUCUUGACAGCACGCUCAGUCCCAGUUGAGAAACUGGAAAACUCCAUAUCCUCCUCCCCUGAGUAGAACCCCAGUUUUUGCAAUGCUUCCUGCAACCAACCAACAAGCAAACCAGAUAGAUAUCAGCAGAAAAGUUGGAACCGCAAAUUCACUAUUACAGGUUUCUUCCACACAGUUUAUUCGAAGGAAUAACAACGUAUUCACUUGAGGAAAAGCCAUAGAAAUGAAGAGGAAAACAAAUGAACAACUCGCCUUGGCUACAAAAUUCCUAGAAGAAAUGCAUCAGGAUUGUAUUAUUGCGAGCACACCUGCAUCUCUCGAACUUCCUCUCCUUCGCUUCCCGCUCUCAAUGCUAUCCUCUUCUUCGACUUCGUCUCCUCAGUUUUCACCUCCACAACACCAGCAGCUUGUGACUCUGCCGUCGCCGCCUCCUCUUCCACGUUCUCCUCCAGUAUGAUCGGAGUCGCACUGGACGCGCUCUCUAGAAUCAAGCUCCGGUCCUUCAAAACCUGCAGCAACGCUCCAACAUUCGUCGGUACCGCAUCAGCUCCGACAACCGGAAUCGUCUUCUCCAAGGCCUGGAUUUGGAGCUUCAGCGACUGAAUUUCGCUCAACAGCAACUCCCGCUCGCGAAGCCACCUCUGCUCUUCCCGGAGCCACCGCUGCUCCUCGCGGAGCCACCGCUGCUCUUCGCGGUGCCAAAGAAUUUCCUCGCGAUCGGAAUCCGAAGAGUUCGCGGAGGAGUGAGCAUGGCAGACAAGAGAUUUGUGGAGCGAAGGCUUGGAGUAGAGCGCAAGAAGAGGAAGCGAGGGAGGCGGCUUGUGGCGUUGGAUGAUUGAAAGCGGCGGAUUCAGGGGGACGAGAAAAGAAGAAGACGACGACGACGACAUUGGAGAGCUCAGUUGAAUCCAGCACUGAGCUACUGUAAAUGGAUGGGCAAAUUAAUGUUAUAGAUACGAAGAGUGAUAGAAGCUCGAAGAAGAAAGAGAUAUUUACU